AUGUCCACCAUCAUCCCCCCCUCCCCCCUCCCAGAAUACGUCUACAAAAUCAUCCCCACCCCACCUCCCUCACCCAUCCCAACUCCAUACCCCCUCUCCCCCCUCGACCAACAAGACGGGUUCGUCCACCUCAGCACCGCCAAGCAGAUACCCACAACAGCCUCCCUCUUCUUCACCACCACCCCCACUCUCACCAUCCUCAAACUCCGCCUGUCCAACUUCGAUCCGGCAAGCGUGAAGUGGGACGAGGUGCCGGGCACGAAUGGGUGUCCGCAUUUGUAUGGGAAUUUUGGGGGGGGGGAUGUUGUUGGGUGGAAGACUUUUCAGCGAGAGUCUAAGAGUGAGGGGCAGGAUGGGGAGGUGAAGAGUUGGAAGGAGGUUUUUGAGGAGGAGGAGAGGGGUGAGGGAUUUUUGGAGUAG
This is a messenger RNA of Dichotomopilus funicola, 420 nucleotides long. RefSeq lists its product as uncharacterized. The record is from RefSeq and is a predicted model, not a curated record. NCBI's taxonomy places the organism in Eukaryota, Fungi, Ascomycota, Sordariomycetes, Sordariales, Chaetomiaceae. The transcript is spliced from 2 exons. Bases 1 to 420 code for a protein of 139 amino acids.